AUGUCGACGGUUAAGAAGACUGAGCUAAAAGUUAACGUCAAUUGCGAGAAGUGCAAGAAGGACGUACUAAAAGCAGUCACCAAGCUUUCAGGAAUAAAUCAGGUAUCGGUGGACGCCACAAAGGGGACGUUAACAGUGAUUGGGGACGUUGACCCUGUGAUGAUUGUGAAGCAAGUAAGGAAGGCCAGAAAAUGUGCGGAGAUUAUUAGUGUCGGACCUCCAAAGCCGCCGGAGAAGAAGUCCCCCGAAAAAUACGUUCUUCUUCCCUCUUUUUGUAAAGAUUGUCAGCUUGUUGCCGUUAGCUUUGCACCCUACGGUGGCGGAUCAGCUUGCAACAUCCUUUAA
Messenger RNA from Morus notabilis, 345 nucleotides. Its product is annotated as heavy metal-associated isoprenylated plant protein 43. The record is from RefSeq and is a predicted model, not a curated record. The transcript is spliced from 3 exons. The coding region runs from base 1 to 345 and encodes 114 amino acids. Gene Ontology annotation, molecular function: metal ion binding. NCBI's taxonomy places the organism in Eukaryota, Viridiplantae, Streptophyta, Magnoliopsida, Rosales, Moraceae.